Trypanosoma cruzi is the source of this 690-nucleotide messenger RNA. RefSeq lists its product as uncharacterized. The transcript has a single exon. The coding region runs from base 1 to 690 and encodes 229 amino acids. The record is from RefSeq and is a predicted model, not a curated record. Lineage: Eukaryota; Euglenozoa; Kinetoplastea; Trypanosomatida; Trypanosomatidae.
AUGCUGCGACUAUCGCGGGGACUCUGCGGCCUUUACGUGCCUGUCGUCGGCUGCAUCUUCCUUGUGGACACGUUGUAUGGGUGCAAGUACAGUCCCCAUAUUGGUGUGUGCAAUCUACCGUAUGUAUACGUGAAGGCGCUUCUUUUCUGCGCCUCAGGGCAGGAUAAAUGGGAGCCGAAACGGAAAUAUGUGCAUGGUCUCAUAGAAUACCUUGUACCAUUCAACAGAGAGCAGGAUUCACUGACAAAGUUGGAGCUCAUGCAGUUUGUAGACACGGUGCCACCACGAGCAAUUAAGAUUCAUACCGCUUCCACCGUAUUGGGCUCGGCACAGCUGUCGUUGACUCAUUCCACGUCUGCCUUGCAGCAAUCUGCGUCCACGAGCGGUGCAAUUCUGCGGUCUAGCGGUGGUGGGCCGUCUUCAGUUACAGAAAACGUGACGUCAUUUCUUUCAGGGGCACUUCUUCCGGCUGCACUGGCUCGCGUAUUGUUAUAUGACGCAGUGUGUACCUGUGCCGAUGACGACGAGUACAAUGAGACCGAGCGACAUCGUGUGUCACAAGUGGCGGCAAAGCUUGGCAUUCCGCAGCGUGUUAGGGAUGCCAUUGAAAAGGUGGUUGUACAGGAACGACUAUUGGCCAUGCGGAAGCGGCGAUUAUUACUAUUAACGGAUACCCCGCCGACACGUUGA